AUGCCACCGGAAAUGAAACUACAUACCAUUUCGAAACUACACAUAUGCGAAAACUGUUUAUACGUGCAUAAAUAUGAAUGCAAUUCUGAAAAACGGUGCAAGGAGUGCAACAAGAAACAUAACACCUUAUUACACGACGUUUAUAUUACAAAGGCGGCUAAUAAUGCAAGUCCGGCGAACAUGACGACUACGACCUCGAAGUCGCAGGGCACGAAACCACAUGUACAAUCGAACCACGUGGCUGGAAAUGAUGAAGAAAUAUUGCUUGCCACUAUCAAGAUGCAAGUAAGGGCAGCAGAUGGCUCUUACAUCAUACUGCGCGCACUUCUGGACCAGGGAUCACAAACGUCCCUUAUAUCCGAAAAUGCAGCUCAAAGGCUGGGGCUGAAACGUCAAAACUUCAAUGCAUCUGUCACCGGUAUCGGUACUUCGCCAAACAAAAGCCGAGGAAAAGUAUUAUUGCACUGUAAAUCAUUAUCGACCGAUUAUGCAUUCUCUACAGAAGCUUUAAUAAUGUCCAAAGUUAUUAACUGCCUACCUGUGACGUCAUUCGAGAACAAAAAUUGGCCACACAUACAACACUUGCAAUUAGCGGAUCCUGAAUACAAUAUAUCGAAGCCUAUUGAUAUUCUUUUAGACGCUAAAGUUUAUGCUGAAAUCAUCAUGGAUGGGCUGUUAAAAGGUUCACCAUGCCAACCAAUAGCACAGCAAACACAAAUGGGUUGGAUAUUGUCUGGUUCUACGACGAAAACAUUCAACUGUUAUUUUACUAUCAAUAAUAUCGAAGACAUUUGCAAUUAUUGGGAAAUGGAAGACAUAUCGGAACAUGAACGCUCAUUAACUUUAGAAGAGCAAUUUUGUGAAGAUUAUUAUGUCAAAACGACUAAAAGAUUAUCAAGUGGAGUGUAUGAAGUACGUUUACCCAUGAAGAAAGGCUUUGAAAGGCAAUUAGGUAACUCAAAACUAAAGGCAGUCGCACAGUUCAAGCAAUUAGAGCGAAAGCUAGGAAAAAGAUCCGCAGCUAUGUGA
This is a messenger RNA of Parnassius apollo (apollo), 1029 nucleotides long. The record is from the annotation of a GenBank genome assembly. Lineage: Eukaryota; Metazoa; Arthropoda; Insecta; Lepidoptera; Papilionidae.